GUGUAUACUGAAGUGUAAGAUUUGGGAAGCAUUCGUGUGUUUUGUUACUGGAAUAUCCAUCCCUAGGUACUUUCUCCCUCUCCCCUCUGCCGGCCCCCCUGCUCCCACACAACGGUUGUGGUCGAGAUGAUCACAGUCUCGAGCCUGACAACUCUCAACACACAUAAACAUAAAACACUCCAUAAAGCCUCGUGCAUCAGUGCGGUAGCAGCAGCAAUAGCGGCGGGUAAGCCGGGAAUAGAGGUGAUAUUGUGGCAACAACAUGACUUGGAGAGAAAAAAUCCUUAUCUCGUACGUCCAGCACGUGAUGUUUGAUGGCGGCAACAGCAAUGGUGCUUUGGAUGCCCGCGGCGCUCCCCAAGGCAGGGCAGGUACAGGAAGCAGGCCGGACAGCAAUACCCCGGCACAACCUCACCACCUCCCCGCAAGGAAGGCCACGGCGUGCGAUGAAUGGGAGUGAGGGAGUGGAGUAUCCUUCGCUGGUGUAAACAUUGAAAGUUGAAGUGACCAGUGGAAUAGCUGAGUUCUUGCUGUGCGAGUGCCUGCCUGCGUUGGCGUCACGAACUUGGUUGGCAUCUCGUGGCAAAGGUCAAGGUCAAGAGAAAGUAGGUGUGCAAGUCGACCUCGUCAGGGCUGAUGGGUCAUUAACCGAUGAGAACAAGCAAGGGGGACGAUCAUGGUGGAUGGUGUUGGGUGGAGGAAGUGAGGGCGGGCGGUAUGGGUCGGUAGGGGAGAGUGGAGGACUGAUGGGGGAGAUUCAGUACUGUGGGAGUGGUGGCAACAGCAGGAGUGGCACCAGCAGCAGUGCCAGUAGUGUGGUGGACGAGAGCGACCACUGCCACAUGACUCACGACGUGUAUCAGCGCCUGCUUGCCAACCACGACUCCUACAUCAACGCCAAUGGGGUUAUUAAAGACGGAGGUGGGGGCAUGGUGAAGAUACCCAUCCCAUCACCACACAGAGAUGAACCAAGAUUCCCAAAAGAAAAAUUCAAAACACUUCUUGCAUUCCUGUUCCUGUUCUCCAACUGGAUCUUCACCACAGCCUCCCUUGCCUUGACUCAUGAGCGGGUGCCCAACUACAAGCCCUUACCUGACGUCACACUGGACGCUGUCACCACUCAGGAGUGGGGCCUUGAUGUGUCUGAGAUCAUCAUCAUGAUUACUGUAUAUCUUUGUGUCAUGGUCCUGCUUUUCCACAAACACAGGUGGAUUCUCUUUCGCCGGGUAUUUUUAAUGAUGGGUCUCCUAUAUUUUUACCGUUCCAUCACCAUGUAUGUGACAGUCCUCCCUGUUGCCAACCCUCACUACCCUUGUGCCCCAAAAGCCAACUACACUAGCCCAGUGUUGGUUGCCAAGCGGGUGAUCCAGCUGCUCUCAGGGUUUGGCUUGUCCAUUAAUGGGAAGCAUACCUUCUGUGGGGAUUACAUUUAUUCCGGCCACACAGUCUGCCUUGUCCUGGCAUACUUGGUUGUCAGAGAAUACACACCUCGCCGGUGGUGGCUUCUUCACUGGUGCUUUGCACUGCUGGCGGUGACUGGGGUGGUGAUGGUCCUCAUAGCUCGGGGCCACUACACCGUCGACUGUAUCAUCGCUUACUACAUUACCACACGAAUAUUUUACAUUUAUCAUACACUUGCAAAUAAUACAAGUCUUAAGGAGAGUGGUCCAAGCAACUUCUUUGAGAGGUUAUGGUGGUAUCCGCUCUUCUGGCGGUUUGAGCGCAACGUGCAGGGCGUUGUGCCGCGCCAUUAUGAGUGGCCGCUGCCCUGGCCCAGGAGGUGGAGCAGCAAAAAUCCACAAAGAACCUCCUAGUCAAAUAAUAAGUAUUGCUAAGCUCACCAAUGAUGCAUUUUGAAGUACUGAAACACUUUUAAUUGUCUUACACUUCAUCAGAAAGAAAAUUGAAGUUGCAACAGCCUACAAGUUCAGUGACAGAAGGAAAGAAGUACAAGUGUGACAGUGUGGAGUGAUGAUAAAGGUGUGUAAUACUGAAAGGGUUUUACAGCAAGUAUUUUGCUGUGAGAGUUUUUGAUCCAAAUUUUAAAAAAUUAAAGUGAGAAAAAAAAAAAAAGCAAAAACAGUGAACAGCUUUUUGGUGGUUUGUUUGAUUUUUGUCAGUGUUUUGAGGAACAACUUUUGCUAUGAAAAUAAAAGUGUAAUAGAACCUGUGUGUUUUGGGUCUCCAGGGAAUGACUGAAAAUUUUAAAUCUUCCAAAAUAUAAAUUGCUAAUCUGUAACUGAACUACUUCUAAAGAGAUCUGAUGAAACUUCUUGGGGCAAAUUUAAACAAGUAGAUGUAGAAUACAUAUAUACAUAUAUGUAUAUAUAUACAUAUAUUUUUUAGAAGAAUCCUGUCACUGAAACAGAUCAUACACACCUUACAGUUAGUUUUCUCUGCAGUCUUAGAAACCAUUAUCAUUUUCAUAUCAGGUGUUUUUUACCUCAUUGAACAAGUGCAGUAGUAGUGGUCCAGAUGUGUAAGCAGCAGCUUAGUGCCAAUGAGAAGUGCAUUUUGUAAGUGACCUGAUCAUCAAACACCACCUGCUGUGGCUUCUGGUGGGUGAGGAUCCCUGUACUGAUAAGGCAUAGAUGUAAGCUAGUUGGAUUGCCCACCUGGAUUUGAAUUAUGUGAGAUAUAUUUUUUUAAUCUUUGUCCACUGUACAAAAAAGUAUCAUUGUAAGUAACAUAAAUUUCAAUAUAAAAUAAUAAAUUGAGAAGUUUAACAGCUGAUAGUCAUUUGAUAAAAAAAAAUCACCAGUUUGUACACCAGUAUCAGAAAAUAUUUUUGUAAUCAUAUCUUUUCUUGCUGAAGGCUUAUGAGUGAAUAAAUGACAAGUAAAUGGAUGAUGGGUAGCAAUUAUUUCAGUAUUUAAUCAAUUCUUCCCACAUGUCAUGAAUAGAGAUCACUCCUACUGAUAAGACCCUUCUCCAACCAUAAGGAUCUGGUAGUAUUAAUAAUGAUUAAUCACUUCAAAUUUUGUGCAAGUUCUAGUCACAAAGAGUUUGUUGUCAGCCAAGCCCAUUCAUCUCACAUCAGCCUCCAUGGGGCACUUCUCAAGGCUUUGGGCAUUUCAAGUCAAUCCUAGCAUUAGCCUGUGAAACAUCACUGCAAUAUAAUCCUGAAUACAGGGAAGCUCUUUAUAUCCAUUCAUCCUUAAUGUGUCUUCAGCCGAGAGCAGGACAAUGAUGGUGCUGAGAGGGAAGGUGCAGAGGAUGAAACUUUGGUGAAUGAAAACUUCCACUUUUUGUUGAAUGCCCUUCAGAGGGAGGGAAGGAAGUGUUAAUGUUGUAUAUGGUGACUGUUUCAAUGUGAUAAUAAAUACUCACUCCACCUCACAAUAUUGUGUGAUGAAUAAUGUAGGUUUUCAAUUGAACAUCUGUACAAUAUUAUAUUUCUUGUAUAUCUUUCUUUGUAUAUUCAGAAGAAACUGUACAAAUUUCAUACCAAGUCUUUUGUAGUGUACUCUGAUGCAAAUUUGCCUUGUAGAAUGUAUGUAUAUAGUUUUCUGAAAAUGUCCAAUCUUCCUCUUCAGGAUAUGAGUGUGCUUGAACAUGAUUGUGUGAGCAUGUGGUGCAGUAAAGUGAGCUAAUCUGACACGAGGUAAUGAUGCAUUCGCAGCAGGUUCAGAAGCACUGACUUCCUCACCACUGACAACUGAAGAGUUUGCCUUCACCAACAAAGAUUACAUUGUGUAAGAACUUGCCAGAUCAACACAUCAGGGAUAUUUUCGUCAUGUAGGGAAAACAGUAGAUGACCAAUUUUAGUCUAUGAUGCUGAUAUUUGAUUAAUAUUUUUUAAUCAUUCUUGUAUUCAUUUUUUUUUUUUUUUUUUUUUUUUUGCGACAGUUUAUUGUAAACCAUUUGUCGGUUAAGGCCCAUCUCAUCACUAUUGCAUCCUUGUACCAUUUGGUGGUCCUUGUGUGGAAAUUAUUUCAGCCUUUGUAAGGUUCAGGAUAGACAUUGGAAUGUAUUGUAUUGCUCUCAAGAUUUAAGUGUAAGCACAUGUGGUGGCCAUAUUAUUAUACUGAUGCUGUAUUUUUUUCAACAUUUUUCAUCAGUUACUGAUCAAGUAAUUCCAAAAGCAAGACAAGGGAUGCACGAUAAAGAACAGGAAUAUAUGAAUCAAAUGACACAAUCAGAGAUGAGGGUCUCGCGUGCCCAUCAUAGCAUCUGGUUAUGCUGCUUGCCCUCAGAUGGAAGGCAUUCCUGGUUAAUAUAGAUUCAAUGAAUCUCUUGCAAAAUUGUACGUUAGUUUAUGGUAAUACAUUGUCAGGUUUCUAUUUAUGAUCUUGGUUGUUCUUUGCAGACUGCAUCUGCAACAUUUGUGCUGCUGUUCUACUGAACAGACACGUUAAGAUUUCAGACCUGUAACUGUAACCUUCAGAUGACUUCCAAUUGUGAUCUUCCAAAAGAAAGUGUGACUGUUACAUGCCACUAGUCUACUGAAUUAAAUUUAUUUGUAUUAAUCUUUGUUGAUAAGAAGAGGCUUUUUUGCCAUAAUAAAUAUUAAGAUUUAACAGUGUAAUAGCAAAUCAAGAGAAAAUGUGGACCAUAAACUUACUUCAGCUUUGUAAA
This is a messenger RNA of Scylla paramamosain (green mud crab), 4578 nucleotides long. RefSeq names its product phosphatidylcholine:ceramide cholinephosphotransferase 1-like. Gene Ontology annotation, biological process: ceramide biosynthetic process; sphingomyelin biosynthetic process. Gene Ontology annotation, molecular function: sphingomyelin synthase activity; ceramide cholinephosphotransferase activity. The record is from RefSeq and is a predicted model, not a curated record. The transcript has 7 exons. Gene Ontology annotation, cellular component: endoplasmic reticulum membrane; Golgi membrane; plasma membrane. The coding region runs from base 684 to 1814 and encodes 376 amino acids. NCBI's taxonomy places the organism in Eukaryota, Metazoa, Arthropoda, Malacostraca, Decapoda, Portunidae.